AGGGAGCGGGAGGGAGCGAGGGGAGACUCGGCGCCCUCCCUCCCUCCGCGCACACGGCGACUGCGGGCGGACGGCGAGCAGCGCGCUGGGAGAGCAGAGACCACCGAGAGCAGCCGCUCGCACACACACCCACAGCGGCUCCUCUCCCCACCUCCUCCUCCUCCACCCCCACCACUAACACCAUCUCCUCCUCCUCCUCUCUGCAACAAGAAAAAAAAGCCAUUUACAGUUGUAACAGUUGGAGGAUAAUGCAAAAGAAGACGCAGCCUGGGAAUUCUCCGUCUGUGGAAAUGCGCCCCCGAGAGGAAUAAAACACUCCUCGCCUUGCGGUCCCCCCACGACCCGCCCCCUCCCGCCUCGCCCCCACACCAUCGCCCCCUCCCCGCCCCGCCCCCACCCAGGUGUCGGCCCGGGCGGUACCCACCUCCACCCUGCACCCCUUCUUCCCGCCCUGCGCCAUGAACACCAACGUCUGCGUGGAGCCCGGGCCGAGCCCGGAGGCGCCGGGCCUCCCCAAGGACAGCCACCUGCCCGAGGGGGCCCUCAACAGCCUUGUGGAUUACAACUCGGAGAUGGAGCGCUACCGCUCCUUCGCCAGCUCCUUCUACAAGACGGGCGGGGGCGCCUUCCCGCAGGCCGCCAAGAUUGCGCGCAUCACCACCCCCAUCUUCCCAGGCAGCGCCGCCGCCGCCGCGGCCGCCGCGCGCAUCGGCAUGUCCCCCUGGAGCUGCGACAACGCGGCCACCGCCGCCGCCGCCACCGCCAUGCUCUGGGGCAGCGGGGGGGGCGGGGGCGCGGGCGCGGGCGCGGGCAGGAAGUCCUCCUCCGCCGCCGCCGCCGCCGCCGCCGCCCCCGCCGCCUCCUCCGCGGGGCUCCCGGCGGGCGGGGGCGGCGGCGGGGGCGGCGCGGGCGGCGGGGGCGGCCGGACCCCCGUGCACCACCGGAACGACUCCCCGCGGCUGGGCAAGGCGGGCUGCGCGCCCGAGCCGGCGCUGCAGAUGGCGAACACGAACUUCCUCUCCGGCCUGUCCCCCGAGCACUGCAGGCCGCUGGCGGGCGAGUGCAUGAACAAGCUCAAGUGCGGCGCGGCCGAGGCCGAGAUCAUGAACCUGCCCGAGCGCGUGGGCACCUUCUCCGCCCUGCCGGCCCUGGGGGGCCUCUCGCUGCCCCCGGGCGUCAUCGUCAUGACGGCGCUCCCCUCCCCCGCCGCCGCCUCGGCCGCCGUCUCGGACAGCGCGUUCCAGAUCGCCAACCUGGCGGACUGCCCGCAGAGCCACUCGUCGUCGUCGUCGUCGUCGUCGGGGGGCGCCGGCGGGGCCAACCCCGCCAAGAAGAAGAGGAAGCGCUGCGGGGUCUGCGUGCCUUGCAAGAGGCUCAUCAACUGCGGCGUCUGCAGCAGCUGCAGGAACCGCAAAACGGGACACCAGAUCUGCAAAUUUAGGAAAUGCGAAGAGCUAAAGAAAAAACCCGGCACUUCGCUAGAGGGAUGAAUUCUCUGGACGCCAUGCUUUCCAGCAGCCGGAAGGAGAGCGGGGCUGCAGGCUUCCCCCGGGCCUCGGGGAGCAGGCCGCUGUGUUGUGUCUACACCUGCAGGAGCAGUGAAGGCCGCCUUACACACUGCUGAGCGACUCAGUUCUGUCCUUUUCCUCCAUCCCCUUCCCUUCCCGUCACUCAGGAUAACGACUUCCUGCGAGCAUCAUUGAGAUCCAGUCACUAUAAUCUCAUCAGGAGCUGAUUCCCCGGCUGGGACUCUUGAAUUUAUAUAACCCAAAGGUAGCUGGUCAGGUGUUUAGAGCCCGUGCUGGCGUGCUGAGCUCCCGAGCCCUUUAAAACAGAGGACCUCUUACAAAGACGACCUCAUUCGUUAACAAAAUUACAGAAGAUAUGCCCCCAAGUUAAUACAGACUUAAUCAAAACCUGUAAUUUAGCCCAAUACGUUACCUGUGAAAACAGUGUUGCUUCACCCAUCUUGAAAGGAACUUAGACCAGGCCUAACGUAGACUUCCGGUGAGCCUGAUGAAAACUGGGCCGGAGGUUGGCUGUGCAUCGUGAGUUUCAUGUGGCCUGUGGGAACUAAGGAGUUUUGUUACUUUUUUAACCCCGAAAUAAAACUGUUGGAGAAAGCUCUCUUCAAAUUUCUGGUGAAUGCCUUGAUAAUUUGUUCUAAUUAGUGCACCAGUGGUUUUUCUAACUUUUCUUACAUAUUUUAGAUGCUUUCCCAACUAAUCAUUUUUAGGCUUCAUGAUCUCAAAGAUCUUAAUAAAAGAGAGAAAUAAUUUUUGAAAAAUACUUCCCUGCUUGUCACCCUACAGCAGUGGCUUGUCCAUAGCCUUGUAUGUGGACAUACCGCUGGUCUCAACGUGUGCAGAGUGACACGUACACAUCAUGUACUGUUUUGUGACAGAUCAUGUUAGUAGAAAACCAGCUCUCUCCUUUUCUUGCAUUUGCAUUAUCUAAUUAAUUUUUUGUGCUAACAAGCAUUGAGAAGUGAUUAUCUUUUUCCUUACAACAAUGACCUUUGAUCUCAGGUGGCAUUUUAUAAAGCCUGCUUUUUCGGAAUAUUGAAAAUAACACUGCGUAGUGAAGGGGGCACAUGAAGAGCAAAGAGCUGGAAAAGAAAUUUAAAAAUAUGUCUAAGACAUAAGGAGUUCAUCUCAUUUAAAAAAAGGACCUCGUAUACUUUUUCUGUUUAUCUUCAUAAACAUGUAUGUUCAUCAAGAUACAAAAUUAUGUAAGUGUAUACUUGCAAUCUUGUUUCCAGUUGGCAUCUGAGAAGAGCUUGGCAUGUCUGUGUCAUAUACUCCACACGUAAAUGUGAAUAGCUACGAAUGUACGUGCACAUGUUUAUUUUUCGUACGUGAAUCUGUAAUUGCACGGAUACGCUUGGACCUAACUAUCUUGUUAAAAACGACUGCGUUUAUAUAAGUAUGCCUACUUAGAUGAAAUUUAUUCUUAGUUGGCAGCAGGCAGCAAGUUAGCAUCUGGUAUAAACUUUUAAGUUUUCAUUUACUGCUUGUGUGCGUGUGGGUGUCAAACAUGAAUAUUAGAAUGAACAUGUUUCUUAUUCAUAUAAUUCCUUUAAUAAUUGUUAAAUAAGUGUAAUGAGCAUAUCUGAUUAUUAAAUUUAUCAUUCAGAAGUUAAUUUUAGAAAGUGUUAAAGGGGUUUUUCUCACCAACCAAAUCAGAUGAUGGGGAUCCAAGUAGCACAGUGAGCUGGAGAGAAGAAAAUAGAUGAGAUCAGAGGAGUGAGGAGUAAAAUAUUAAUAAGUACUGUUUUUAUGGGAGUAAUGGACCUUUUUGUUUGUGCUUUUAGAAAAUACUUCACAAGUUAAGUAUUUUUGUAUAUACGCGUAUACAAACUUAGAUCAGAUAUCAUUAGUUCUUAGCACAGUCAUUUUGAAAUUUAUGUUGACUGUGAGGACAAUUAUUUAAAAAUUCUUUUUAGUGCAGAUUCUGAAACCAGCUUUGCUUUCAGAAAUGGUUGUAUUAUUCAUUUAAAUUUCAAUUGACAUCUUAAUCAAUUAGUACACUUUUAUUUUUAGACAACAUUUCUACAGUAGGACUGUGUCAACCAAAUAAGUCAUGUGUGAGAAAGUAAAUAAAAGCUAACCUCAAUUAUUGAAGAGUGUUUGUAGUUGACUUUUUCAUGUAUUUUCUGAAAUGUGAAAUUCAAGUGCUGUUGACACUGUCUCUGUGUUUACAAGAUGUGUGUGUGUGUACAUGUUCCUCUAUACCUACUCAAUAUUUCGGUGACAUUCAAUAUACCAAUUUAUGUACUUAUUUAUUUUUAGCAUCCAUCUUAUAGUCUACACAGCUUGUUGGACUGGUCUAAGGAAUAAAAUCAACUCUUUCUCAUUUGCCCCUAUAGGAAAAUUUACUCUUAGCUUGUUUCUUAUGUACCUUAUGUACCAGUAUGUACUCAUGUGAUUCUGUUUUAUAAUGAAGAGUGUGGUAUGAUGAAUUACUGUAAUGCUAAUGUAGAGAGGAAAAUUCAAUAGCUCAACUACUGUUUAUCUAACAAAAAAACACAUGGUAACUAUAAGCUUUUGUUUAAAGGAUUGCUUAUACUUUUAUUGCUAGCUUAUUACUCCUUUGGAAAACUGUGGUAUUUUUAUGGUACAAAAGGAUGGUUAUGCUCCAUUGAGUAUCAUUGGUUAGUAUAAGUUUUUUUCAUAUAUAUGACGUUAAUUUGUUGAAAACACAGACUUACUUUAAAAUAGUGCUAUAUUUUGUCAUAAUAUUUCUGAUUAGAUCAUACGUAGGAAUGUUUAGCAUUAGUAGUGUUAAGUGAUAGAGGUAAUAUUGAUGUAAUAUUUGAUGUAAAAAAAUUCUCCAGAAUAAAGAAAGUACUUUCCUGAUUUCUAGCCAUCACCCUUUCACAGGAUGUGCAGGUAACUGACUGCUGUCCCUGUUCUAGGCUGUUUUCUGUGUUUUUUAGACCGAUGUGUUUUAAUCAUUAUAUUCAGUUAAUUAGCAUUAAAUUCAAUAUCCUAAUUUUUGUAAUAUUUUAAGAUUGAACAUUUCUUUUUUUUAUUAAAUGUUGAAAUAUAC
Molecule: messenger RNA, 4551 nt
Organism: Diceros bicornis minor
Lineage: Eukaryota; Metazoa; Chordata; Mammalia; Perissodactyla; Rhinocerotidae
Gene: CXXC4
Product: CXXC finger protein 4
Exons: 3
Coding region: 459-1490 (343 amino acids)
Cellular component (GO): nucleus
Molecular function (GO): methyl-CpG binding; zinc ion binding
Source: RefSeq, a predicted model, not a curated record